This is a messenger RNA of Letharia lupina, 894 nucleotides long. RefSeq lists its product as uncharacterized. NCBI's taxonomy places the organism in Eukaryota, Fungi, Ascomycota, Lecanoromycetes, Lecanorales, Parmeliaceae. The transcript has a single exon. The record is from RefSeq and is a predicted model, not a curated record. The coding region runs from base 1 to 894 and encodes 297 amino acids.
AUGAUUGACCAAAGACGCAACAGCGCCCGUCUCAAUGUCUCGCAUCGCAUCCACGGAUGCCGCGAUGUAGCCAGGGGCGAAAAGGCUAAGAGCACGAUCCUCGCGUCCACUCUUCACUCGUCGACACCUCCCAAGAUCGAAGUUUGGCCGAUCGAUAUGGCCAACUACUCUUCCGUGCGGGCUUUUGGCGAUCGUGCCUGUAGUACCUUAUCACGUCUUGACGCUGUGGUUUUGGACGCCGGUGUGUCGCUAGAUAAGUUCGAGCUAGCUAGAGGUAUCGAAAGCACUCUCACCAUCAACGUCAUCUCCACCUUCUUGCUUGCACAGUUGGUCUUGCCAAAGCUGAGCGAGACUGGUCGUGCGCAGGCGACAGACACGCAUCUUACCUUCGUCGGUUCAAUGACCCACAUCUUCGCAAAGACCAAACAGCUGUGUGAUGCCAAGAGUGGGGACAUCUUGAGGACGCUUAGCGAUCCAGCGCAGGUGGACAUGGCUAGUCGUUAUUUGCUCAGUAAACUGCUAGUGAUUUUGGGAUCCCAGGAUCUGGCCACAAAGACCAAUACUUCAGCAAAAGUGAACGGCACCGUCGUGAAUUGUGUGAACCCGGGAUGGUACAAAACUGCACUCUUCCGCCACGAAGACUUGGGAAUCGAAGGAAGAUUCGCCCUACGGAUAAUGGGCAGGACUGGCGAAGAAGGGAGUCGAACCCUUGUACAUGCUUCAUCGGCGGAUAAUUUAACCAAUGGCAAAUAUCUGAGCGAGUGUCAGGUCAAGCCCGAGCCGCAAUUUGUAAGAAGCGAAGUUGGUCAGCACGUCCAGGAAAGGAUUGCCAAUGAGUUACGAAAGGUACUGGAGCAGAUCCAGCUGGCACGAAAAAGCAGGCUUGAUCUGUAA